ACGGUAUCCAUAUCUGUGUCCGUUCUGACCCUGAGCGCUAUUUCUGUGGAGAGAUGGUACGCCAUUUGUUAUCCGCUUGUAUUUAAAAGCACGAAAAAACGCGCCAAAAUAAUCAUCAGUGCAAUAUGGCUGUUUUCCAUAGCGGUGGCGGUUCCGGAUUUAAUUGUUGCCAAGCUACAUCCGUAUUUCAGUCCCGAGUUCACCAUUCUUCUGACGUCAUGCAAGCCUGGUUGGUCUAACGGUAGUCAAACUGUGUACCAAUUGGUCCUGUUGAUUGUGCUCUACGUUGUCCCCAUGGUCCUGAUGGGCUUCACGUACUCCCAUAUAGCUGUGGUACUAUGGAAAGGCAACAUUCCCGGCGCUGUGGAGACAGCUCGAAAACCGAUGAUGAAUAGUAAGAUGAAUAAAGCAGACGAGCAACUGGAAUCCAGGAAGAAGGCUGCCAGGAUGCUCAUCACAAUUGUCGUCAUCUUCGCCAUCUCAUAUUUCCCAGUUCAUCUUCUAAAUAUUCUCAGGUAUACGGAAGUACUGCUACAGUUACCGACCAACUUUGUUCUGGUGAUGGCGCUUAUAUCACACUGGUUACCAUACUUCAACAGCUCCAUCAACCCAGUUAUAUACAACUUCAUGAGUGCAAAGUUCAGAAAAGAAUUCCGCAUGGCUAUUAGCUGUGGCAUGUUGCAACAAAAGAGGCGUAUCCGGGGGCGUGGCCAGCCAACGAUGUCAAUCUACUCCAAUUCCACGACCACUCAACACUUCGUCGGACGCAACUACAGCCAAACAGAGCAGAUCACGUUGUCGAACUUUCAUGAUAAAAGUGAAACGGAAGCCUGGUGAAUCCUAACGCAAUGUAGUUGUGAAAGGUUUAAAUUACUUGCACGGAGAUAGUGGACAAAGUAAUAUAUGUAUCUUUAUCAUUAUAUAUAUAGAUAUCACCCGGAGUCACGUGUUGAAGAACUACGUAUAACCUGACCUCAUAAAUGGUAUAACUGUUAUGAUAUAUGUGAUAUAAGUCAUAAUUUGUGACGACUUAAUGUUACUUCAUAUGUUAGUGAUUUUUUAUUAAAUUGACGUCACACGCUAAUUAUUGAUGAUUAAAAUAAACUGUAGAUAUUCUUGUCAUAUGAUUGGUUGACAUUCAAACUUUGCAUAGCAUUGUAAUUAGUAUCUUGCUAAUUAUCAAUUGUACAAAGAGCUGUAGAGCUAGAACACGUAUUCCAUGUGGAAAGGAAAUACGAAAAUGGUAAAUGAAGAGUCGGUAAAAUAUUCGUGACAGACAAAGCAUCGGUGCUAUUUAGUAUAGUGUAUAAGCCCUUCUUGGCAGUCUCGUCAGUUCGCUUCUUAUUGUGUAGUAUAGCCUCCUCUGAAGACUGUGUGUUAGGUCGUGGGGCUAGCAUUAGAUCCGAUUUGCAAAGUUCAGUUUAUUUCAAAACCUGCACAAUUUUACUUCCGGGACAUAAUUCAUUAUAGGAUAGGCAAUCAUGAAUGCCUACCCCAUGUAAAGAUAUGUUUCUAUAUUGGGUGAGAAAGAUAUAUGUCGAUAUUUUACAUGCUUUCUUCAAUUACUGCCCUAUGACUGAUUUAUAUGAUGUCACUAGCAUGUACAGGACGUAUUUCUAUCAAACUCUAUCUCUAGUUCUUCUUCCUGCUAAUCAGGGUUUUGAAUCACGUGGUAUUUUUUUAUUCAAUUCUGAUAUGAUACCAAUAUGAAUGACUCUCUGAAUGCUGCGAAGUGAAUGGAGCUUCAUUCAGUUGAGUCCUGGUUGUGACAUAUUUACCAGUUAGUCAUUUUGGUGUUAAAUAUGUUAGAUUGUUGUCCAGUAAUGUUAAACCAAGUGAAAGUUGCUUAUUAGUAUGUUUAUGUACUGCAUAAAUCAUUUGUCAAAUAUAUUGUCUAGUAACCAAACAUUUAACUUCCUGCUUUGUUUUUCUCCUUUUAACAAACAACUUUUCUGUAACACAAACGUAUGCUUGAAAAAGUUAAGAACCAAAGCUUGCUUCCCGAACACGCAUCUUUGGCAACAGUCGAAAAACCACUGACAAACAGGAACUGAAACCUUCGCCAUAUUUGCCUGUAUAAAGCAGAGACGUCCACUGUCUUAAGGCCAGCAAUUAAGCCAACAUGAUUAAUCAAAUGUCGAAAGUCACCUUGGUGACGAACGCAUUUCAAGUUCCUUUUUUGUUUUUCUUGUUUUCUUGAAAAUUACUUCAUACAAAUCCGACGAUAAAUCGCGGAACUUCUUUGCAACGCAACAAUGGAAUUGUGAUGACAGAAUAGGAAGGUUUUACCAUAAAUGUCUGUCAGUAUACAAUAGUUAUUUCUAAUAAUUAUUGCUCCUUUCAUAAACAAAACAUUCAUCUAUUUUCGAUGAUUACCCAGAAACCAUUUUAAAUACAGGUAAAACUAUAUUUCAUAUUUAAUUAUAUGUAUUUAAAAAAAAAGUGUUUCGCUUGCUAAUAUAUCAAACAACUCUUAACGUAUUUCCAAUACAGAUAUUAAACUUUUAGAUAACGUUUACAAUCACAAGUCAAAAUUUGAAUAAUUUUGGGUAUUAAAGAGUCAGUUUGUUACCUGUUAUUGUUAUGUGAUAGAAGACCAGAACAUAGAAAAACACACGUGAGAUUUUGGGCUUGGAAACCAAAAUAAAGUGAGUGCGAGGUUCGAACUUUUACUGACAUUUCAUUGGUAUGUUGAUAUACUCCUGUGUGUGUUUGUGUGUGUUUACCAGUCCGUAGACUGUUGUACACCUGACAAGUUAAGACGUUCGAACAGUCGACAUACCCGCUGACAGAGAGAUGUUUACAUCGCAACUUCCUGUUUACCAGAGAUUGUUUCGGUGCGAAAAAUAAGUUUUGGAAAGAUCGUUGAUUGCAGAUUUAAACAUGGAUUUUAAAGCUGCUGAACCAUUGACAUGUUGCAUUUGAUCAUGUACAUUACAUAAAUAAAUGAAAAACAUAAAAUGUCUAGAGUAACUGUUAGCUUAACAACACAUGAACUUUUUAGUCACAAUAUGAAAGAAAUCGUGUUAAUUAAUGUUUAAAUAGAUACAUGAAAUUACAGGUCUAUCACUGGGUUUGCUUUAAUUAUACCCACUCUCUAAAAUACAACCAUAUACCUGUGGAAAUUUUAAAUUGCCAUUAUUAAAUAAUCAAAUGUUUUAAUCCUGCGUUUUUUUAGGAAUUAUAUUGGCCACAAUCAUAUAUGCAUCAGUCUCUACGCUACACUUCUAAUGUAGCAAUUGUAUUGGCAUCACAUAUUAUCAAUCAAAUACAGCUUGGUCCGAUCAAUAUUCGACUGCUUAUAACCUAAACAAAACAGAUGUUUACACAUCAAUAGAUUUGUAAUUUAACAAAGCAUAUAAAUACCGGAUAGUUGUUAGAAUACAUAAAUCUCGAAAUAAUAUUCAUGUGUAAAAUGUAUUGUAUCAAUAGCUUCCAUUACCACUCAGAGUACUGUUGGUUGUAAAGUAUCACAGAUAUUGUUAUCAAGUACCCGUAGCAGCUUCCUUAGCUUAAGUCAUAGUAAUUAUAAUUUGGAUCCAUAUGACUAAAGAACAUUAAAGUCAUUGUCAUUUUAUUGGUCCUCCAAAUACAAAUGCACACAUAAUCGCUAGAAGUACAUGUAGCGAGACGUCAUAGUUUCCUUCAUUAAGAAAUCCUAAUUAGUUUAAUGCUUGUAUUAUAUUUAUGCGUUAAUUAAGAAAUACAUUUUUCAACUUCAUUGGAAUGAUUGUUUGUUAGCCAGCUUAUAUUACAUGAAACUGAAUGUCCUCACCUUUUAGCAGUAUCAUUCCAAGAAAUAUAUGUGAGUUUUAUCGAAGCAGAUAGGACAGCAUCGUACAAUGUACAUGGGUUUUAUCGAAGCUAUUUUUUCAGUGUCAUGAAAUAUGGAAAGGUUUUACCGAAGUUGAUAUUUCAAUACCCUAAAAUGUACAUGAGUUUUAUUGAAGCUUAUCAAUCAGAAUCCUAAAAUGGACAUGGGUUUUAUCCGAGUUGAUAUUUCAGUCAAAUGAAAUGUACAUCUGAUAUACAGGAGCUUAAAUUUAGUAUAAUGAACUGUUCAUGGGUUUCAUCGAAACCUUUUUUUUCAGUAUCAUGCAAUGUCCAUGGGUAAUAUCGAAGCUGUUGUUUUAGGUUGAGGUAUUGUAUAUGUACGAAUAGUUUCUUUACCUUAACGUGAAUCAUUGGUGUUAUUCGACAGAAAGUGGUGUUACUUUUACAUGUUGUACAUGAAGUCAAAUAAAGCAUGUUUACGGUAA
Mizuhopecten yessoensis (Yesso scallop) is the source of this 4259-nucleotide messenger RNA. Its product is annotated as orexin receptor type 2-like. Gene Ontology annotation, biological process: G protein-coupled receptor signaling pathway. The transcript is spliced from 4 exons. The annotation marks the transcript as partial. Lineage: Eukaryota; Metazoa; Mollusca; Bivalvia; Pectinida; Pectinidae. The record is from RefSeq and is a predicted model, not a curated record. Gene Ontology annotation, cellular component: membrane. Gene Ontology annotation, molecular function: G protein-coupled receptor activity.